Messenger RNA from Puma concolor (puma), 584 nucleotides. The record is from RefSeq and is a predicted model, not a curated record. Lineage: Eukaryota; Metazoa; Chordata; Mammalia; Carnivora; Felidae.
AUGGGCAUAGGUGACUUCCAGCCAGCCAGAUGCCCCCCUAUCUGGAGUCUCAAGGAGUGGAAGAAUGUAGGAGUUGAGCAGCUGCGACUCAGCACAGUAGACAUGACUGGAGUCCCAACCUUGGCUGACCUCCAGAAAGGAGUCCGGUUUGCUCUCAAGUAUCAGUCGCUGGGCCAGUGUGUCUACGUGCAUUGUAAGGCUGGGCGUUCCAGAAGUGCUACUAUGGUCGCAGCGUAUCUGAUUCAGGUGUACAACUGGAGUCCAGAGGAGGCUGUAAGAGCCAUCACCAAGAUCCGGUCACACAUCCACAUCAGAUCUGGCCAGUUGGAAGUUCUUAAAGAGUUCCACAAGGAGAUUACUGCAGGGGCAGCAAAGAAGGAGUCUUACCACACAUCACAGACGUGAAAUACACAGAUUAGAAAGAACUCAAGACGACCCUGCUUGCUACAGAAUCAAAUAGUGUAACAGGACCAAGGGGGCUUAAGCCCAGACUUGACAAAGCAGGAAUGUGCUAAGUAAUGGAUAAUUUCACUCCCUUUGUCUUGUUUCACUUUCCUGAAGUAACACUGUUGUGUGCUAAGAGA